Chaetomium strumarium is the source of this 1002-nucleotide messenger RNA. RefSeq lists its product as uncharacterized. The coding region runs from base 303 to 860 and encodes 185 amino acids. The transcript has a single exon. The record is from RefSeq and is a predicted model, not a curated record. Lineage: Eukaryota; Fungi; Ascomycota; Sordariomycetes; Sordariales; Chaetomiaceae.
UUAUAAAGCACAAUGCACCUGUGGGUAAAGGCAGGGAGUGCGUCGCGACGGCAAUCCGACGAAGGCGCCAAGCCAGUGUUUCUCAUUCCCCCCGGGAGCCAAGCGGUUUCGAGACUUUCCGGACACCCCAGCGAUGGCAGACGCCAAGCUUUCUGGGACCAGGAACCUAGGAUCUUAGGCAGGCUGCAUCGUGACAGAACGGCAGGAGACUCGGAUGCAGCGGAUAAGGUGUGUGGCUCCAGGAUUCCAAAACGCGGUGCAGGGCAGGGGAGGGAGAGAAAGAGAGCGUGUUAAGGCGGGGGAUGUCAGAAUCGUCUGACAGAGAUUUGGAACAGAGGGGGAUGCGAUGGAACGUGGGAACCCGUACCUUGCAGAGUCCACCUCUACCUGACAGUUGGAAAAAUGAACUUUCAUGGUUGGGAUGGCAUGCAGGGGCCUUCGAGAGUUUGAGGAUAGGGAACGGGGCCGCCGAUGCACGCCAUGGAAGUGGAAGCCUCUCACUGAUGACACUGCUAGCAGUGGCAGGAUGUGGAUGCUGUAGGGCAGGUGCGAUGGACAAAAAAGGAAACUCUCCACUCCUGGCCUGGCAGAAGCGAUCAGGCACCGCGAUGUCAUUGGAGGACGGAGUGGGCUGGCAGUUUGAAUGCUUAACUUUAAUCCAACCAGCUGAUAAUUCCCAUAGGCCCUUUCGAUGGCCAGCGAGGCGCCCAGUUGGAGACGUCGGUCGUAAAGUUGGGCAUAACAGAAUUGACCGCCAACCGUAUGACCAAUGCAAUACCGUAGACCGACUCUCUGGAGGGAGUGGCAGAACCGACUGUUCCUGCUGUGUUGCCGUACCGCGAAAACCCAGCGUCAACUAGAUCAGUAGACUGCCGUGCACUGGGAUCUUUGGACUGAAGUUGAUGCCGCUCCUGUGCCAGACGCCAGCGGUUGUCCUUGCUCGUCUGAAACCUGGCGAAUCAGCUACCCCUGCUCACGGCGAUCGGGCAGCUUGUGUCUCGG